This is a messenger RNA of Phlebotomus argentipes, 2031 nucleotides long. RefSeq lists its product as uncharacterized. Lineage: Eukaryota; Metazoa; Arthropoda; Insecta; Diptera; Psychodidae. The record is from RefSeq and is a predicted model, not a curated record. Bases 112 to 936 code for a protein of 274 amino acids. The transcript has 5 exons.
GUGUUUACAACACAAUCAGCUGUUGGAUAAUUUUCAGAUUUUCACUCUGUCUCUGCAUUUCCUGCACUAAUUUUACGUGUAAAAGUUAUUUAAGUGUCGAAUUAAAGUAAAAUGGAACCCAAUUGGGGUGAUUUGCCCACAGAAUCGCCUGGAACGAAACGUCGCGGCCCGCGCACGAAUCAGGAGCAGCGGGAAACCUUUGUGGAUUUUGCGACAAAACACCCGGGAAUACUAGACAGCAUGCAUCCGCAGUACCACAGGCUCUGGGCGACGCUGUCGAAGGUGCUGAACGCAGCCGGAGCGCCGCAGAGAUCUCCGGAGGAGUGGUCGAUUAACUUCCGCAAUUGGCACUACAAUCUGACCAGUAAGAUGAAGACGGCGCAGGAGGAGGCCAAAUCAGGACACCCGCCCAGGGUGAAGUUGACGCGCUUCGAAGAGCGCGCUCUGCGCGUCUGGAAAGAGCUUCCGGACAUUCCAAUGAUUGCGACGAAAAGCGAGUCGCAAGAGCACAGCAUGAGCGACGAUGACACAACUCUUCCUCCACCCCAUCCAGAGGGUGAACAGCGAGAUUCUCUGGCCGAUCAGGAUCCUCUGCUGACCACAACUCUCGGGUUUUCCACAAAAUCAUCUCCGCGAUCUGUUUCCCCGCAAGUUAACAAUGAUGCCGAGGAUUUGGAUUGUUCCAAGGAUUGCUCGGAUUAUUUUGACAGCGUGUUGAAGAAUCAACCACAUAAUUCACGCACAUUCACCAAUAUUCCACCGCAGCCUUACACGCAAAGGGAAAUGCAAUUCUUUCAUUUGCUGAACUCAAUGCGACAGGAGAGAGAUUUCUUCAAGAAUGAAUUCCUAUUGAUGAGGGGAAUGAUGCAGGAUGCAAUGAAAUUGCUCAAGGAGAAGGAUGAGAAGAAGCUGAAGUAUUCCAAGUAUUCUAAAUAAAUGAAUUUUUGAAUGUGGCGCGCAACAACGCCAGAUUCAACACACGCGAACUCUAGCAGAAUUACUUUCAACUACACUUGUAAAUAUUUUUGAUAAGUGACAUUGCCGGUGCGAUUCGCAAUUUGGUGUUUAGCGCGAUCCUUCAGUAUUUUCAGCGUGAUUUAUCAAAGAAAUCAUGUCCAGCGACUCAGAAGGUGAGUGUAAUUAAUUGAAGAGUUCGUCAGUGCAAUUCCAAUGGUGAUUUUCUUUUUAUUAAGAAGCAGAUGAGAGUCAGCGAAGUCAACCCAAUACAAAGAAACACCACACUCAAGAGCAAUUUGAUGUUCUCAUUAGUACGAUUGGAAAGAACCCGAUUGACUUCAAUAUCGGCCGAGGAUCACGAAUGGGUCCAAUCUUGACUGCGAAGAACGCCAAGGCGUGGCAAGAACUCACCGAUGCUCUCAAUGCAGUGCCAAAUGGCGCCAAGAAGACAGAAACUCAGUGGAGAACUUCUUGGCACAGCAUGAGAGGCCGCGCUUGGAGACAUCAGCGAGAUUGCGAAAAACUGGGAGUUCCUGUUAAUAAGGGAUCGAUUCACUACAGAAUCCUCAAUGUGAUCUCAAAGAAACCAAAGAGAACGACAAGGACGACGAGUGACUGUUCUGCAGACGUGACAAAUUCAGCAAUUUCACAGCCAAUCAGCAGCGCUCCAGAUCAGGAUCCUCUGCUGACCACAACGCUGCAAGACAGCCUGAAGAGAUCUCCCUGUUCCCUCGACUGCUCUAGGCAUUCUUCCCCUGUGCGAGAAGACGCCCUUCCUCGCCCAGAAGAGGCAGACAAAUUUGAUCAUCCGCCUUCAGAACCGUACACUCUCCGGGAAAUGCAAUUUUACUACUUACUGAAGUCCGCGAGAGAAGAUGUCCGGAGAUUGACGGAGGAGAGAAACUUCUUCAAGACUGAAUUUGUGUUGAUGAGAGAAAUGAUGCAAGAAACUGUUAAGUUUUUGAACAAGAAUUAAAUUAUCGGUGAAAAUGGGUUGAAAAUAGAGAUCGUUUGUGUGAUUUGAGCAUUUAGGAUUUGAUAUUUAAAAUUAAGGGGCAAAUAACAAUAAAGAUA